CUCCGCCACCGGCUCAGUCGCCGCGCAGUCUCGCCAUGGCUUGCUACAUCUACCAGCUGCCGUCCUGGGUACUGGACGACCUGUGCCGCAAUAUCGACACGCUCAGUGAGUGGGACUGGAUGCAGUUCGCUUCCUAUGUGAUCACAGACCUGACACAGCUGAGGAAGAUCAAGUCCAUGGAGAGGGUUCAGGGGGUGAGCAUCACCCGGGAGCUGCUGUGGUGGUGGUCCAUGCGGCAGGCCACUGUCCAGCAGCUGGUGGACCUCCUGUGUCACCUGGAACUCUACCGAGCUGCCCAGAUUGUCCUGAGCUGGAAGCCGGCUCCUGACAGCUUGUCUCCCCUCUCGGCCUUCCCAGAGGCUGUGAAGCCAGGUCCUGUGGCUACUUCUGGAAGAAACCUCAAGGAUGACCAGAAGAAGGGCCAGCCUGUGAAACCAUGCUCCUUUCUGAGCUCAGGGACCACCAUGGCUGGCGCCCAGCAGCAGGCCUCAUGCCAACGUCCAUGCGAGGAGGAUGCCCCUUGUUCCCUGAAAACUGAUGUACCUGACUCUCUCCAAUCUAAGUAUUGUAGCACGUCCAUCCCCAAGCAGGAAAAGCUUUUGAAUUUGCCCGGAGACAGGCUUUUCUGGAGUGAAGCAGAUAUCGUUCAAGCAACUGAGGACUUUGACCAAAGCCACCGAAUCAGUGAGGGGACCUUUGCCGAUAUCUACCGGGGACAAAGGAAUGGCGUGGCCUUUGCCUUCAAGAGGCUCAGGGAGGUGACUGGCUCAAGUCCAGGGUCCAUGGACAGAUUCCUGCAGGCGGAGAUGCAGCUCUGCCUCAGAUGCUGCCACCCCAACAUCCUACCUCUGCUGGGCUUCUGCACUGGAAGACAGUUCCACAGCCUCAUCUACCCCUACAUGGCCAAUGGCUCUCUGCAGGACAGACUCUGGGCUCAGGGCGACUCAGACAUGUUGUCCUGGCCACAGCGUGCCAGCAUCUGCUCAGGGCUUCUUCUAGCUGUGGAACACCUGCAUAGCCUGGAUAUCAUCCACAGUAAUGUGAAGAGUGCCAACGUUUUGCUGGACCAGCAUCUUAACCCCAAGCUAGCCCAUCCAGUAGCUCACCCGUGUCCCACCAAUAAAAAGACCAAAUAUACUGUAAUGAAGACUCACCUGUUCCAGGCCUCAGCUGCGUAUCUGCCUGAAAACUUCAUCCGAGUGGGACAGCUCACCAAGCAAGUAGACAUCUUCAGCUGUGGAAUUGUAUUGGCCGAGGUUCUCACCGGCAUCCCUGCAAUGGACAAGGACCGCAGUCCAGUUUACCUGAAGGAUUUGCUUCUCAGUGAGAUUCCCAGCAAUACUUCCUCAGUCCACUCCAGGAAGACCAGCAUGGGGAAGGUGGUGGUGAAAGAGAUCUGCCAGAAGCACUUGGAGAGGAAGGCAGGGCUACUGCCUGAGGCCUGCGCGGAAACCUGGGCCACCGCUGUGAGCGUCUGCCUGCGGAGACGGGAGGCCAGCCUGGAGGAGGCACGAGUCUCCAUGGCUGGGGUAGAGGAGCAGCUCAGAGGGCAGCUGUCCCUCCCCUGGAGCAGGGUUUCUGAGGAUACGGGCUCAUCUUCUAAUACCCCAGAGGAAACGGAUGACGUUGACAAUUCCAGCCUCAGUGUCCCCUCUUCUGUUAUGGUGGUGUCAUGUGCAAGGGUUUCCUCCCCUCCACCAUCCAUGGGAAAUGGGACAGCACAGCCAUCUACCAGUGGGAGGCAGGAGGCUGACUCCUCCUCCGAGGCUUGUGCAGGCCCACAGCCACCUCAGGAAGCUACAGAGACUUCAUGGAAAAUUGAGAUCAAUGAGGCCAAAAGGAGACUGAUGGAGAACAUCCUACUGUAUAAAGAAGAGAAACUGGACAGCGUUGAGCUUUUUGGACCCUGAUGACCAGAGCACAUCUGAAGACCCUUAUUCUCAACUGGAUAGACAAAUGUCCAGUCAAGGAAGAGGUCUUUGACUGCCCAAGUUCGGUUGAGAUCCAUACAACCCAAAUGUCAGCCUGAACAGAAGGAAACAUUGUUUCAUCAGAGUCAAGUUGCAGGGAGGGGGGCAGGGGGACAUCAACUUACACAGACACCAAACUCCAGGAAGUACUCCUCCUCUUUGAGACUGCUUAGUCAGAGGGCUAUGAAGUGGAACAUCUUGUACGUGACCCAAGGAUUUGGGUGGUUUUGUGGUUCCAGAGAGCCCGUGUUGAUUACCACCCUAAGAGAUGCUUGCCCCAAAAGCUUUUAUUCCUCCACAACGGACAAAGGGGUAUAGCACCCAUGGUGUUUUCCAGAGUUAUCAUCUGUCAGUCAUAUUUGCAGACAGUUUUCUACAAAUUUCCACUUCUUAAAAGACCUUCAGCCAGUGUCUCAGCAAUGCUUGACUCAUCUCUCAAGUUCAGGACUACAGAGGCAAGACAGUUGGCAAAGGACUCCUUAGGCUUACUCCUUCAGUUGGAGAUCUUGUAAGCCACUGGUAUUUGGGAACUGCUUGCUUUUCACCUUCGCCCUCCUGUCAUACCUAUGUUUAUUUUAAUGAAGACUCCGAGGUUGUAUGUUAUUUAUAACUAGGUGAAGAAGCAUGAGAAACAGUCUCAUGUUUGAUUCUGCUGCUAGUAAAGUCAGUCACUCAGUGGCGGUAACUCAGUUUCCUUGUAAGAUGACCCCUCUUCUAUUCAGAGCUGUUCUAUUCAGCUUUUGGGAGGUGAGGUGCAGUGGCUAUAGAAGCACUUUGAAAAUGUAUCUGUUCUGUUUUAUAAAUUAAGUAAAAGGUAUUUAGUUCAUGUUUCUGCCCUGUAGAAAAUGUUUAUGAAGUGAAUAUAUUUUUGAAAAGUCAUGUUGCAAACCUUUUUUGUAAAAGAAACUAUUUCUAAUUCACUAUUUAAAAAUAAUUCCACUAUAGUGACAAAAUAAAAAUGUUUGUUAUCUAGCA
Molecule: messenger RNA, 2945 nt
Organism: Rattus norvegicus (Norway rat)
Lineage: Eukaryota; Metazoa; Chordata; Mammalia; Rodentia; Muridae
Gene: Irak2
Product: interleukin-1 receptor-associated kinase 2
Exons: 13
Coding region: 36-1910 (624 amino acids)
Biological process (GO): signal transduction; response to interleukin-1; interleukin-1-mediated signaling pathway
Molecular function (GO): protein homodimerization activity; ATP binding; signaling adaptor activity
Source: RefSeq, marked provisional